ACAUCUGAAGGGGGCGGGCAUUGAGCGGAAAUUAAAGUACGACAUGACUCACAGAGAGCUCGUUGUUACACUGCAGAAACGAGUCUGAACCAUAACAAAAACUGGUCCAUGUCCCUGUAUAGCAGAGGCUUUAUUACAGUCUUUGGGGACCUUUUUGUCCUCCGGGGCGCUGUUUUCAGCACUCCACCUGUCCCUCAGGUAUUAAAACUACCACUUUUGCUUUGUGCUGCUCUGUCAAAAGAGUUCUGUCAUACAUGAAUCAAGUCCUUUUGCUAACCUGGUAUCAAGACCCCACCAAUUUAAAGCAAUAUUAACAGAAUUUUCAGCCACUAAGAGUCAACAAAACAGCCUGGAAACACUUUUCACCUCAUGAAGUUGUUGUUGUGAAUGCGUUAGCUGUUGUUAGCUGUUGUUAGCUGUGUGUGUUUACUCAUCCAGCACAGGCAGAGCAGCAUUAGCAUGUUGAGGGGGUGCUCUCUAUAGCUCAGCAUAUGGUAGUCCACUAAUCACAGGGUUGGUGUUUGGAUCCCGGCCUCUAUCUGUUCACAUGUUGAAGUGUCCUUCAGAAAGACACUCAGCCCCAGUUGCUUUCAGGGAUACCUUUCAUAGUAUCCCACUGCCAUCGCUGUGUGGGUGUCUGUGAAGAGGCAAAGACAGGCCUAUUAAAAAAAUAGAUUAAAAGUGCUUUACAAGUGAGAAACCAUGCCCGAUGCUGGCCUGCAUUCAUAGAUGCAAUCCAUCUCAUUGCAUUUGGAGCUGUGUUUCUGUCCACCAGCAAUAUUUACUCUUCUUUUACGAAGCUCUGCUUUGGUCUCUACCAACUCCUGCGAAAAAGAUAUCAUCCUCUGUAUUAUCUUUUAUAUCAAGUUUAUUGAUAAACCAAUACAAGGAGAGACAUACUAUUUGUAUAUUAUUUCAACACAAUCGUUUCAGCUUGACCUACACUUACUAUCUGAUUAUGGACCCUAAUUUCCCAUGUUUUUGUGUCCAAGUGAGUUGUGCAGACAACAGUUUGUUUUUAGUAUUCCACUAAACGAGCUCCAAUGUAAUGUAGUGUUUGCACUCGUAUAUCCACUAAAAGUGUUUGAUUUGGUCACUGACAGGCUCUGAUUGUUAUUGUAAGUGUCUGAUGACAUUAUGGAAAGGAUCCCUACAGAGAAAAACCUUGUUGUUAAAGAGUAAAGUCUGUUUUGCUGAACCAGAAACACCGGUUAUGUUGCUGUCGCCAAAGCCACCACACUCUGUUCACAAAAACAUUGAUUUUAUCACUUCAUUCAUUCAUCGUUUCUCUGUCCCAACAAUCACCGCCAACUCUGGAUUGGUUGAAAUAAACUCUUAAUUCACCGAAUCGGGAGAGGAGGGAGAGAGACGGCAGACAUCACAGGAGCAGCAAAAACGACUUGUUUAGCUGGAAUAUUUUCACAUCGAACUGAGGAAUUAUUUUCACUGGACAUUAUGACUGGAAAGACUUAAAUAUGUCUGACUUCAACAGAUUUUCCCAUUGAAGAAAAAGUGACUCCUGUUCAUCUUCAAUGCAGCUGCCGCAGUGGUGCUGCUUUUUUCCCCCCACAAUUGAUACGAAUUGUCACAAUUGAAUGUAUGGAUUUUUUUUACAAUUUGAAUUUGAAUUUAAGUAUUCGUUGACAGCCCUAUUCCGCACAGACUGCAAGGAGGGUUUGUAACAACGAAACCACCAUUUCAAAUCAAUGGCCCACCAGAUGAAGUGACUGUGUUGAUGUUAUAUUAAAUCAUAAUUUUUUACAUGGUGGUGCAAUGGUGCUGUCAGGAAAGCAGUUCUCCAAGCUGAUUUGUGAUUUCCUCAUCUGAAAGCUGUGAUCAUGUUUGAUUGGUGUUUCAAUUCUACAUGCACCUGCACCUCCUCACCAUGAAUCUUCACCAAGCUCACACAGUGAUUCUGUUCAGCAUAAUUCUGUUUAUAUGAAGUUAUUUUUUCUGCUUUCCUUCAGUUGAGGCAACUGUUUUGUCCACAUGCAGAUGCACAUAGUUCCUGUUUUGUUUUAGAUGGAUAGAUAUACUUUAUUUAUCCCAAGCUGGGAUAUUGCAGCGACGGGAGCUGCUGCUACAAGCUGCCACCUGGGAUGGCGCCAAAAGCGAUGAAUGAGUUUUAGUAUGGGGGCUGUUCCCAGCAGAUGUGAUGGUGGCACUUACAGCACAGUAUCACAGAGUGGGCAAGAUGACACCCAGCCAAUAAUUGAGAAAGAUGGCACCAAGAAGGGGGGUUCCAGCAAGAGGCACAGCUCAGGAGAAACAGUGGACUGUCCCACCUGCCAGGGCACUGGACGUAUACCCAGAGGCCAGGAGAGCAAACUGGUGGCUGUCAUCCCCUGCACUGACCAGAGGCUGAGGCCCAGACACACGAAGCUGUAUGUUGCUGUGUCUGUUGGCGUGUGCCUCCUCGUCAGCUCCCUGGUGUUGUUCUUCCUGUUUCCUCGCUCCGUCCUUCUUUCUCCAGUAGCCGUCAAGUCAUCCCUUGUUUACUUCACUGACCAGGAUGUCCAGAUUAACAUCACGAACCUCCUGAACAUCACCAACAACAACUUUGUGGCGGUGCAGGCCUACAAUCUGACCGUGCAGGCUCUGAACUUCGACAUGGUGGUGGGAACAGUUGCCAUUAAGAAUGUGACCUCUGUCAAACCUCUGUCUGUCAAAACGUACUCUUUUGUGAUCCCCAUCAGUCUGGCAGAUCCUGGCAUGAGUAACUACUGUAAGAAAGCUUCCUUGCCCGUCCACAUUCUGUAUCUGCAUCUGCAGAUGUCUAUGACGGUGUACUACCUGGCCCACUAUGAGCAGCUCUCCCUGGAGACGUACGAGUACAUUGACUGUGGAGCAAACAGCACCAUACCACACAGUGUGCAACCCCCACCCCCUCCGAUGGAUGGUGGAUGAAUGCACAUAUCGAUAAACAGAUGAACAAAUACUGUGGAUAUACUCUGAGAUGGAAUAGUUGGGCCUGCAAUGUUUUUUUUUUAAUGUUUUUUUUUUGUGUGUUGUUUUGCUAAAAUAUUGGAUGAGAUAUAAUGUGACACCAGGAUGCUAUUAACACCCAUCCUGGAUGGAGGCAUGAAGGGGCCUGGAAAGAGAAGAUGAAUCUGAGUGAGGACUAGAUGAAGAAGGGACUCCUUUUAGCCCGCCCUACAUGUGAACAAAGAAUAGGUUCCCAUGCACCACUCCUACCAUCUCUGCAGACGGUUUUGCAGAGGAAACCCUGAAAAAACUUUUGACCUUGAGUGGAUGUUAAGAGGCUAAGGCCGACAUGAAAGCAGUGAGGACACAGUGGCAAUAUGAAAGCUGGAACAGAAAUGCCAGCUGAGGACCUGAAUGUAUUCAGUUGAGCGCUGUUGUUGAAGUCAUGAAAAUGUUGUGAUUGCGUGCGUUGCUGUAGAAGUUCAUCACUGUCUGAAAAUCACUGUUUAAUAAGUAUAAGUGCAUCUGAUGUACUCCUUCCUGAGCUGAAUAAGAUACAGUUCAUGGGUUGUAAUACAAGUAUUGUCUAAGUGAGAAUUGCACUUAGCUUUGUCAGUAUAAUGCAGCUGUUUAAUAAAAUUAUGGAUUUAAUCUCAUUUUAAAUUAUACAUUUUUAUCUAGUUUCAGCAGUACGUGGCUUCCAAUCAUGCCAUACACCCUCCACCAAUAAAAAAUGCUGAAACACAAUUUUAAAGCUGCACUUGUCAAUAGUUUUAUAUUAACAAUGGAUUAAAUUACUGCAUGCAAUGUGGAAGGUGGUCAACAGGGAAUCAACUCUCAAGUUCCUCUCAGCUCCACAGAGCCUUUAAGUGCUAUACAUUACCUGUCCAGCCCCAAACAACAGACAGGCAGGCAGACAGGCGACCAAACCAAACAAAAAGAGAAGGACUGUUGGACUUCCAUUCAUCAGACGGACAUAAACAUGACUCCAAAUAACCACAUAAUUGUUCAGUUGGUUCUGCUGCCCCCCACUGGUACAAAAUAUUAACGACAGCAAAUCAUGAGAUUGAAGGUAUGGUAUGAUUUCAGAUCUAAAUUUAAAGAGAAUACGUGGACAGUGACACGGUGCACAUUAUCACCACACUCAGCACACACACAUCUGUCUACUCAUGACACAAAUCCCACAUUAACAUCUGCCAUCAUGCAUUUACCUGGACAAAACCUGCCCAGGCCCAGGUAUGCUGGUAUAAUUCAGCAUUCAGGGAAAUGCUUCUGUUUGCUUUCUGGCAGACUGAUGAGAAGAUGAAUCGCUCUCAUGUAGUUAAUAUGAAGCAGGAGCCAGCUACACCUGCUGGACUAUUUCUUGGCUCACAGGAGUUGCUCUGCAACCAGUGGAGACUACAGCAGAUGACUGAAGAAGGUCUUCACUGAAUAUUGAGAGCUACACUAUAUGGUUGAAACAUGCGAAUCCACAUUCUUUACUGGUCUGGGUCUGUUAUUCCUGGUCUAGACGACUUUGUUUCAAUGAAGGGAAAAGUAAAUGCUGCAUUAUAGGCCUGCACUGAUAUUUUAGACAACAGCAUGCCUCCAACUUUGUGCUAACAAAGCUAGCGCCGUACAGUCCUGAGCCAGUCACUGAUGCUCCAGUGGCCCCCUACUUUGAGAGUGACAUGUUCAGUUAUCAUAUUUGGAUGUUAUGCUCAGUUCAUGUCGAGCUUUUAUUCCACUUUGGUUCAUUCACUCAUUUUCAUGUUUGCUGUUCUGUUUGUUUUAGAGAUGAUGUUGCUGCUCUACACAUAAUGUACCUGCUAACUGCACGACACUGAAGCCUACACUGAGCUUAUGAGAUGUUGUAAUCCUAGUCAGUCAGUCGUAGCAGCUGAAUCCACAAGCUUUGUUUUAGCUUUUUUCUUGGUUGCUUUGGCACAUUUGUCAGAUAAAAAUUAUGAUUUUCAACUAG
Molecule: messenger RNA, 4885 nt
Organism: Chelmon rostratus (copperband butterflyfish)
Lineage: Eukaryota; Metazoa; Chordata; Actinopteri; Chaetodontiformes; Chaetodontidae
Product: transmembrane protein 106B-like
Exons: 8
Coding region: 2119-2907 (262 amino acids)
Source: RefSeq, a predicted model, not a curated record